UCGUUCGAGGUCGAAGGGAGGAAUUGAACCUGUUGAUAUGGCUGACAAUUGGUUGCCACCAACAUUUAGAAAGCAUGAGGGUGACAGUGGUGGCAAGUUUCAAAAUGAAAAACCUCAACCUGGAUCUACACAAAAUCAAACUACUGAAGAUUUCUCUGUGGAAAGAACUUGCACCAGGGUAAAAGUGAAGAUAGAGAAACUGGAAGAUGAGGAAAAAGAGAAAAUGAGCUUCUAUCCAAAAGGGAACAGCAUCCUUAUACACUAUCUCUGUAAGCAUGAUUUAGCAAAUCUAGCUGCGGAACAGGACUGGAGACUCAUUCUGGAAAAGAUGGACAAAAAACUUGUUGCUAAACUCCUGAUUAAAAAGGAAGUCCUGAUUGAGAACUGUAGCGAUAGAGUCAGAGAGUUAAUUGUAAAGGCUCUUCCCAACUUACAUCAAGAGAAAUGCUUCCUUUCAUCUCUUAGCAACAAGGAACCUAGCGACAGAGACCAAGGUUACAAGGAUCCGCUACAACAAGCUCUUGCUUGUCUUGUUCCAUUGAUCAAAGCUGGUCAAAAUCAGGCUGACGUUCUGUAUGACAAGGAUUUGAAUUGUCUGAUCAUAACAGGCCCUACAGAAACUGUCAAACAGUUACACAUGAAGGCAAAGGUCAAGUUGUACAGCGUUACCAUGGAGACAGUUUUAGAGUCUCCAUCACAAGGAUGUUUGUUGAGGACAUUUAGAGUCAUGGAUCAACUGAGAGGUCAGUAUCAUGGUCUCACAGCGGUUGUACAGGAUUGCAACAUAAAAGUGACAUGGACAGGAACUGAAGAGAACAUCCGACAAGGUCGACAAGAGAUGGAGAAGUUUAUCAGAGAGAUAAAAACGGACACAUUCUAUGUUUCUAUGGUGAUGAAGAAGCUGCUGUUGACACCAGAGAUAAAACAGUACAUUGAUAGUAUACUUCAGAAGGACGGUAUCAUUUGUGUGUGGCAGGUCAUUGAGACCGGACAAAUACAGGUUUGGUCAAUGAAGGCUUCAUCUUCCAAGCGUGUUGGGCUCAAAAUUAGAGAAAAUUUCAAAGAAGAGACCUUCUUAGUAAAGGACUUUCCGUUUAUUUCAGAUGUUUCAAAAGUAGGAUUUGGUCUCGGUACCGCAGAGAUGAACAAUUUUUCAGUAGAAGAAACCUCUGACACAGUCCACGUAGCUGCAAAAUCUUGUACCAUGCAAAAGAUUAUCCAGUAUUUGCAAGAUUUAAAGGAUAAACCAACUCCUGGAAAACAGCCAUCAACCAACCAAGAGGGAGAUAACUCCGAGAAGACAACAAGUGGCUGUACUAUAGAAGUACGAGGAAUGGACAAACAGACAUCAAAUGACACUGUAGAGCUCUACUUUGAAAGUAAAAGAGCAGUGGGUCGUCCAGUUGACAUUGAAAACUUUGAUGCAUCAAAACGAGAGAAAGACGGCGUCAUCUUCAUCACGUAUGAAAACGAGGAAGAUGCACAACUUGUUCUUGGAAGACAGCACACCUUAGACAAGUCUUCCUUAACUGUGAGAUUGUUUGAGGCCCUGGAACCUGUACCCGGUCCUUCAUUUUACAAGGAAAAGGUUUUCUUCAGGAACAUGAAUCCUAAAACGACACGAAAAGUGCUCGAGGAUUUUCUGAAAUCAAAAGUCAAUGUGUCUCCAUUAGAACUUUUAUACGGAGAAGAGGAGGGUGCAGUCUUGGUUACAUUUGAUGGUGAUCCAGAUUUUGAAAAAUUGAAGAAUGCCUGUCAAAAUUCAAAAUUGGAAAACUGUCUGCUGGAGGCAAUGCAGGUGCCAAUAUCUCACAGUGUCCUUGUCAGUGGGGUCGGAAAAGGUACAAGUCUGGACACCUUGGAAUUUUAUUUUGAGAACAGCCGCAGAAGCGGUGGUAGUGAUGUCACUGAGGUCAAGGAGAUAUCUGACAGAUACUUUCACGUCACUUUUGAAGAUCCUGGAGUGAUAGACAGAGUCUGCCAGAGAACACACAAAUUGGAUAGGAAAACACUCACAGUGCAGACUUACCAUGAAAUGCUGGGCCACAGGGUCAGCCAUAGAGGACCGACCUUUAAGGUCCCUUGCCCCUUGGUUAUCAAAGAUGCUGACCAAAAUACAGUCCAGCACCUCAUGUCAUAUGACAUGACAAAACUGGAAAAACAGUUAAGUGACCAUCACGCAAAACUACAUUGGCCAGGAGACAUUCCCGGGCACCUGAAGCUGGAGUGCCUGUUAACAGAGGAUGUGGUGGAUGGCAAUAGACUUGUCAUUUCCUGGGAGGAGGUGGUUCGAAAUACUCUGAGCAAUUUUCUGGCUCAGGCAGUGACAACAAAAUCUCAAGUUGCCAAGAGAUCUCCAGAUGUCACAGGAUCAAUAAAGGACUCUUCAGCAAAGAAGGACAGGGACCUGAUCAAAGUCGAUGACACCAGAGAUCAUUUCAGCUCUCCACGAGAUGACUCUGAACAUGUACCAGACAUCAGUAUAGUAAUGCCAGAAGAAACCUUUCUGGCUCUUCAGUUUUUCUGCUGUGGAUAUGGAUCAAUGGAUCAACAAGCUGUAUGUUACAGAGGCGGCAUGCUUCAGGUAUCUUGCAAUAAAAAGAGUGAAAAGAAGGUCAUACAAACUUGCAUUGAAUCCAAGUUGAACCACAUAGAGAUAAUGAACAAAGAUGAUGUCUCCUUCAGUCCAGCUGAGGAACCAAAAGUCAAAGGAACUAUCGAACAAAUUCACAAGUCUGUUGUUGGAGUUUUCUGCUAUCAACUUAAAAAAGAUGAACACAGCAUGAUCCAUUUAAUGACUCAAUCCUACAGUCAGCUACAGACAACAAAGCACAAGAUCUCAUUGGGAUUAGGCAGGAUAAAGCAGACAGAAACACGGAGAAAUAGGCUGUUUGACAACACACCACUUCAGCAAAACAAAGGGGACGGCACUUCAACAGAUAGACACAGAUUUAGUCAGUCAUUCACUGCGAGCCAGUCAUCAUGGAAAACUCAAUCUACGGCUGGUUAUGGUAGUGUUAGUCCUAAAGACUUCACUACACCAGAAGGACUGUUAAUACAAGUUUAUCCUGGCAGUAUCCUUCAUCUUGACGUGGACUGUAUUGUAAACGCUGCCAAUGGCGAUUUACAACAUGGAGGGGGAGUGGCCUAUGUGAUAUCUAAUGCGGCUGGUUACGACUUUGAGCGGGAGAGUAGGGAGUACAUAUAUAACCAUGGACCCCUGAGAGUUGGAGAGGUGUGUACUACCACUGCUGGUAACCUGAAGUACAAGGGUGUUAUUCAUGCUGUCGGGCCAAGGUGGAAUGACUAUAGUCAGGACCAGAAGCAAACAUGUUUGGCAGAUUUACAGACUGCUGUCAAGAACAGUUUGGAGGAGGCAGACUUCCAAAAAUACAAGGCUCUAGCAAUACCUGCUAUCAGUUCAGGUAUAUUUGGGGUGCCAAAGGAACUCUGUACCCAAGAGUACUACCGAGCAGUAAAGGAGUACAGUAAAUCAAGACGGAGUCACUCGACCUUGACCGAGGUACACUUCAUUGACAAGGACACACAGAUGUGUAAACUGAUACAGACGACCUUCACCAAAUGUUUUGCUGGAAAUGCUGGGUCAAGUAGCUUUGGAGCUGGCACUGGAGGUAGAAACAAUUUCUCAUCGGCUUUUAUGUCUCUGUGGAAUACUACCCCAGUUUUACAAAGGUCCAGCAGUGAAUCUGCGAAUGGAGAUGGAUCGUCUGUAUACCCAGCAAGUCCACCCUUCAUAGAUCAACAUAGAAACUUUCAACGUUCACCAUCCCGUGGCCAACGUUUUAAGUAUCAGAUAGGGAAUAAUUGGACUGUACACAUCGUCCAUGGAAAUAUUGUGGAGAUUGAGGCUGACGCCAUUGUCAGUCCCGAGAAUGUCCAGUGUGACAGUACAGGAAGUAUUGCCAGGGAAAUCGCUCGAGUAGCUGGACAAGUGUAUGUAGAUAAUGACCAGUCAGAGCUAAGACUUCAUCAAAGAAAACUGAAGCUGACGGAGGAACUUGACACUUUAGCGGGUCGAUCUCACUUUAAGUAUGUGUUACAUGUGGUUGCACCUAAAUGGGAUGUCACUGCCGUCGCAGACCAGAGUAGUUACUGGGAGAACCUUGAAAAAUCUUACAACAACAUCUUCUCAAAGUUAGUUGAGAAACAUCUGGAUAUUACAUCUUUAGCAUUACCAAUUCUUGGAAUUGGUGCAGUUGAAAACAAUGCUACUCCAAUUAACAUUAUCUGCAGAUUUAUAGCCAUCAUUUGUAAAAGGUAUGCAGAGAAGACUUCAUCAAGGAAAACACUGUAUUUCUGCAAUGAUGAUAUUGUAGCUGUACUUGCAUUGAGGGAUGCUUUUGGAAAAGACUUCAACAAAAGCAGUGAUGGAUCAGAGGAUGACAAGAAGGGUCAGAGUGACACUGACAUGGCUAGACUUGACCGAGGGGUAGGUUUGGAGGUUACAGAGAACUGCUGUAUCUGUAUAGACACUAUGACUGAGCCUAAGAAGCUGUCGUGUGGUCACAUGUUCUGUAGAGAGUGUAUAGACCAGCAGUUUAAGUACAAGCCAGCCUGUCCCCAGUGUGGAGCUGUCCAUGGGAAGAUCACAGGGGACCAGCCACCGGAGAUGAUGACCAUAACUACUACCAAGUUGCAUGGGCCAGGUGGCUCCUUGCCAGGUUAUAGUGGAUGUGGUAUCAUCAACAUCAGAUAUCACUUCCCUGCUGGGAAACAAGGCCCAGAUCAUCCUACACCAGGUAAACACUACCAGGGUAUCACCAGACCUGGGUUUCUUCCUGACAACGAGAAAGGUCGUCUUGUGGCCAAAUUGUUAAAAAUAGCCUUUGACCGGAGGUUGGUGUUCACCAUUGGAAGCUCAAGGACAACUGGGAAUGAUUGGGUUGUGACCUGGAAUGACAUUCACCACAAAACAAGUAUGGACGGGGGCCCAGAAGCGUAUGGAUACCCGGACCCAAGCUACCUAGAUAUGGUGUUGUAUGAUUUGAAAACCAAAGGAAUCACAAAAAAGUCCCUCGAUGAACCAUGAGUGUGGAGCUCGUGGAAAAUAUUUAAUUGUCUCCAAAAGCACAAGUGUAAAUAUUGGUUCAUUCUGCCAUACAAUUGAAAUAUUUAUUAACAGGAAAACCAUUAAAUCAACACAAAUCAUAUACUUUUACAUCAGAAAACUUCGAGAAUUAGUAACGCAAUAUUUGAUGCCAGGCUCUAGCGACGUCAAUUUUGACCACAAGGCAUGCGCCUACUUUCACAGGGGUCAAAUAUGUCAAAAACUUUUAACGACUUCUUCUGAAGAACUAAAAGGGAUAGAA
Messenger RNA from Mizuhopecten yessoensis (Yesso scallop), 5330 nucleotides. RefSeq lists its product as uncharacterized. The transcript has 13 exons. The record is from RefSeq and is a predicted model, not a curated record. Gene Ontology annotation, molecular function: RNA binding. Lineage: Eukaryota; Metazoa; Mollusca; Bivalvia; Pectinida; Pectinidae. Gene Ontology annotation, biological process: protein ubiquitination; Notch signaling pathway. The coding region runs from base 38 to 5050 and encodes 1670 amino acids.